Messenger RNA from Neurospora tetraspora, 2127 nucleotides. RefSeq names its product carbon-nitrogen hydrolase. Gene Ontology annotation, molecular function: catalytic activity. NCBI's taxonomy places the organism in Eukaryota, Fungi, Ascomycota, Sordariomycetes, Sordariales, Sordariaceae. The record is from RefSeq and is a predicted model, not a curated record. The transcript has 3 exons. Bases 464 to 1864 code for a protein of 466 amino acids.
UGAGGUGACUCCCGUCUCACCACUUCCGUCGUGGGAGAACCGGGAGCUUCCGAACUUUGAUAGCUCUGGAAAGACGGGACAAAGAACUGUGAUGCCGAUGAAUGCCGAAUUGGAUCACUGGCGGCUGAGCACCCGGUGCUUGGAGCUUUGAAGCUUUGGGACUUGGGAGGGACCGAGACCGUACCGAACGGGAGUCAUCGUGACGGUGACUACCUAGUUUGGUUGCAUGCAUGGAGCUCUAACCCCAUGGGAAUAGCUCUACGAGCUGAAGAGGGGAAGCUCCCACUCGUAUCUGAUAUAAAGCUCCUGAUAGCUCCCCGAGUUGGUUUUCAUUUUGUAUUCCCUCACUUGCUAUACAAAUUUUACUUUCACACAGGAGUAAUCAACAGGCUAUCCCACCACCACCACCACCAGCAGCACCAACACGAAUUAAACCUAGCCCGCCUCGUCAACAACCGCCAAAAUGACGCCCUCCAAAAUCCGCAUCGCCACCGCCUCCCCCUCCACCCAAUCCACCACCCCCGAAACCCUCUCGCAAAUCACCCACCUCGCCCGCCGCGCCGCCUCCAACCAUAUCGACAUCCUCCUCCUCCCCGAGGCCUACAUCGGCGGCUACCCGCGUGGCACCAACUUUGGGUGCGUCAUGGGCUCGCGGUCGGCCGAGGGGAGGGACGAGUACCUCCGAUAUUUUCAGGUUGCCGUGGAUUUGGGGGAUAUCGUUGGGGAGGGGGGCGCGGGCGGGUUGGAGAGGUGGGUUCGGAGGGAGUUAGUUGGUGAUGAGGUUCUGGGUCAGGCCGAUGGGAAGGGUGGGGAGGACAAGGUGAAGAACAAGAGGGGGGAUGGAACAAGGGAGGAGUUGGAAAAGAUUGCGAGGGAGACGGGCGUUUUCUUGGUGACGGGGUGUAUCGAGAAGGCGGGCGGAAGUUUGUACUGUAGUGCGGUUUAUGUUUGUCCCAAGAUGGGCAUGAUUGGGAAGAGGAGGAAGGUUAUGCCUACCGCUAUCGAGCGACUAGUCUGGGCCCAAGGCUCGCCCGCCACCCUGCGCGCCGUCAGCACCGUCAUCCGCGGCGUCCGCAUCAACCUCGCCGCCGCCAUCUGCUGGGAGAACUACAUGCCCAUGCUCCGCCAGUCGCUCUACUCGCAGAACAUCAACCUCUAUCUUGCCCCGACCGCCGACGGCCGUGACACAUGGCUACCCUUGAUGAGGACCGCCGCCAUCGAAGGUCGCUGCUUCGUCGUUAGCUCCAACAUGUGUGUGCGCAAAGAUGGGGGAAAGCAACAAGUCAAGACCAACGGUGGCCCCGUUAUCUCCCAGCAACAACAAAGCGAUACCAGCGCCGUUGCCGACCCCUCUCAAUUUCACAAGAAGAUCCGCAGACAGUCUGUCUUCGACGAAGACGGUAACGAGAUCGUCUUGCCCUGCUGCGACGAGCAAGGUGAUGUCCAAGUUGAGGCGGAAGCCGAAGUCGACGACGAGGCCAUGUCCACCACCACAGCCAAGACCUCCUUGUCUUCUUCUGCUGCUCCAGCGGCUACAGCGGCUACAGCGGCUCCAGCUUCGGCUCAGCCGCUCAAGGUUGACAGUGGAAAGACGUUCAAGUCCCCUGUAAUUGAUAGGUCUACUGGUACCAAGGCGGAGGAGGAGUUUGUGUCUCGCGGUGGCUCGGCGAUUGUCUCGCCGUUUGGAGACGUGCUUGCUGGUCCGCAGUGGGAGGAUGAUGAGGGGAUUAUUUGGGCGGAUGUUGACUUCGAGGAUUGUAUCCGCGGACGGCUGGAUUUGGAUACUGCGGGGAGUUAUUCGAGAAACGACUCGUUCAAGCUUACGGUUGAAGGGCUUGACUUGUCGCCUUUACCGUACCACUGAGGAUGGUGUUGGCAACGCGGAUGUUCUGGGUGGGUUGAAAAAUGCAGACGAAGAUGCGAGACUUCUGUGUACGGAUUAGCCAAGUCGUAUUCUCCGAAUAGAAUGCGGUACCUGUCGCAUCAAAGCGUGAUACCAUUCCAUCGAACACUCGCCAAUGUCAAGCGUACCGACCCUGUACGCCGUAUUACCCGACCACUCUAGUAUCAGGAAACUCCAAGAAUAUUUUGACCCGGAGCGGUCUCUUCUUGUUCUGUAAACGAGUA